Molecule: messenger RNA, 2592 nt
Organism: Besnoitia besnoiti
Lineage: Eukaryota; Apicomplexa; Conoidasida; Eucoccidiorida; Sarcocystidae
Product: putative histone kinase SNF1
Exons: 10
Coding region: 1-2592 (863 amino acids)
Biological process (GO): intracellular signal transduction; protein phosphorylation
Cellular component (GO): cytoplasm
Molecular function (GO): ATP binding; protein serine/threonine kinase activity
Source: RefSeq, a predicted model, not a curated record
AUGGAGCCCUCGCCGGCGGGGCCGUCUGGGGCCUGCUCGUCGUCUUCUCCCGCGGCUUCGGCCGGCGCCUCUGCGUCGGCGACGCCCUCCGCCUCGGCCUCGUCCCCCGUCGUGCUCGCCGCCGCGGUCGCUGCGGCGGCAAGCGGCGGAGUGACGGGCGCGACGAUUGGGCCCUACCGGCUCGGCUCGACGCUCGGCGUCGGGACCUUCGGAAAAGUUAAACUGGGCUACCACAACGUGACGGGCCAGAAGGUGGCGGUGAAGAUCAUCAACAAAGCCAAGAUGGAAAUGAUGGACAUGUACGAGAAGAUCCGCAGAGAAAUCAGCAUUCUGCAGUGUUUGCACCACCCCCACGUGAUUCGGCUCUACGAGCUCAUCGACACGCCGACAGACAUCUUCAUGGUCAUGGAGUACGUGCAAGGUGGCGAGCUCUUUGAUCACAUCGUGCAGAAGUCCCGGCUCCCCGAGUACGAGGCGCGCCGGUUUUUUCAGCAGAUCGUCUCUGGUGUGGACUACUGCCACCGGCACAUGAUUUGCCACCGGGACUUAAAGCCGGAGAACGUGUUGCUCGACACAAACAUGAACGUGAAGGUGGGCGACUUUGGCUUGUCCAACUUCAUGCGCGACGGCGAGUUCCUGAAGACUUCGUGUGGAUCGCCGAACUACGCGUCGCCCGAGGUUGUCUCUGGGAAGGCGUACGCAGGGCCGGAAGUCGACGUCUGGAGCUGUGGCGUCAUUCUCUACGCCCUCCUCUGCGGCUCGCUGCCCUUUGACGACGAGCACGUCCCGAAUCUCUUCAAAAAAAUCAAACACGGCAACUUCAUCUUGCCGGGGCAUCUGUCGGAGGCGAGUCGCAACCUGAUUGUGCGCAUGCUCGUCGUCGAUCCGGCGAAACGCAUUUCGCUGAGUGAAAUUCGCCAGCAUCCGUGGUUCACGCAGAACCUGCCGGCGUACCUGCAGAGCUGCUACAUGGGAAACCCGCUCCUGACGCGCGUAGACCCGCUCAUCGUCAUGCAAAUGAAGAAGCUGGGCUACGAUGUCGACGAGAAGGACUUGAACAUCUUGACUGCCGUAGGCACGUUUCCCACGCGCGAGACCGUCGCCUAUCAACUGCUCGCGGAUCGCAGAGCCAAGCAGUCCUCCUUCUCAAAUAUGCUGCAAGCGUUUUGCAAGGACUCGCCGCCGGUCUUCGCACCUGAGUUUCAGCGCCUUGCCGCGUCGAUAUCCUCCUCAGAGCCGCCAGUCUCCUUUCCGUCCUUCGCCAGCACAGGGGCCGGCUCUUCGGGUGCUCACCCGUUUUUUUCGAGUCCGCAGAACUACUACGCGCCCUCGGCUCGCUCGAGUUCGGGCACUUUGGCGACGGCGGGCACCAGUUCGCCGCCUCUGCAAGGCUCUGCCGCAAACGGCGGCUGCGCGAUGAACAACGAAUCGCUCUCGCCAGGGCCCGGCACCCGCGCGCAGGGCGUCUCGACGCCUCGCUGGAAACUCGGCGUCGAGGCGGCGUUCGAUGCGCCAGUCUUGAUCACCGCGAUCGUUAACACGUUGAAGGCCUGCGACUACGAGUGGCUGCUGCUGUCACCGUACCAAGUCCGCUGCAGGCCGAUUCGGAGGCCUUCGUCGGCCUCGCUGAACGCGUCGCCCUCUCUGCGUCCGUACGAUGCCGUUUCGCCGCUGUCCACCGUCGCUGCGCGCGAGAGUCAGCUGCCGAAAGAGCGGCGGGGCGAGGGCGAGAGACGCGACCCAGAGCCCGACGACGAAGCGGCCACCGGGCUCGCCUCAACGGCUCCUGACAACAUUCUCCUCACGAUUCAACUUUUCAAAAUCGCCUCCAGUCGCUACAUUGUCGACGUCCAGCUCUUCGAUGGAGCCACGAUGCCGGGGAUGUCUGAAGCGUUGUGGAUUACGUCGGCGAUUUACUCGGCCUUGACGCAGCUGCAGCAGCAGCAGCAGCACCGAAUGAACUCUCCUCCGGCGGGCGGCAGCAACGCGUCCGCGUCUUCGUCGCCGCCUCCACCCGGGUCGGGCGCCUCUUCGCCGCCAUCCUCUUACUCGUCCGCAGCUCCGCGUCCAACGGGCUCUUUGCACCACCGCGGAGGGCGAGCGUGCGCGGGCGACGGCCGCGGAGAAGGGACAGACGCGGGCGACACCCGCGAGUCGCUGGGCGGCGUCCGAGCCUCGCCUGGCGACACUGCGCGAAGCCUGCGGGCGGAGGCUGGCCAUGAGUUCAGGGAACCGAAGCGAGAAGAGGUCGAAGCCGCGACUGGGGCAGCUGACGGCGGCGGAGGCGCAGGGCGGCGAAGAGAAGACGGCGGGAUCCCGUACGGGGCCGAAGGCAGCACUCAGCCGGCGCGAGAGAGCCCAGCAGUGAGGGAUGGAAGGCGAGAUUUGAGAAGCAGGUUUGGCGGGGAGGACGCAAGGAUUCGAGAAGAACGCAGAGUCCCGUGUGCGAGAGAGGAAGCGAGGAAGGACAGUGUUCGAGAGAGUGGAACGCGCGCGCUGACCACUGCGGAUCUACACAGAGAGGCCGCGUGGGCUCACGGAUCGCCUGUUGUCAUCGCCGCAGCGGAAGGGGGAGGGGGCGAUGGGCGCUGA